Messenger RNA from Dacryopinax primogenitus, 873 nucleotides. RefSeq names its product diphthine synthase isoform b. Gene Ontology annotation, biological process: protein histidyl modification to diphthamide. The transcript has 5 exons. The record is from RefSeq and is a predicted model, not a curated record. NCBI's taxonomy places the organism in Eukaryota, Fungi, Basidiomycota, Dacrymycetes, Dacrymycetales, Dacrymycetaceae. Gene Ontology annotation, molecular function: diphthine synthase activity. The coding region runs from base 1 to 873 and encodes 290 amino acids.
AUGUUCUAUGUCAUUGGACUUGGCUUGGCUGACGAGAAGGACAUCACCGUUCGAGGGCUAGAGGCUGUCCGAUCCUGCCGCCGUUUAUACCUGGAAGCUUACACAAGCAUGCUGCUUGUACCAAAGGAACAGCUGGAAGCUUUCUACGGGACAAAACUUAUCGUUGCCGACCGGGACAUGGUGGAAACGGAGAGCGAUGCAAUCCUUGAGGGAGCAAAGGACGUCGACGUGGGCUUUCUAGUCGUAGGGGAUCCUUUCGGGGCAACAACUCAUACCGAUCUGCUGCUGCGAGCAAGGGCUCUGGGUGUCCCGAGCAGAGUGAUCCACAAUGCUUCCAUCAUGAACGCCAUCGGUGCUUGCGGUCUGCAAUUAUACAACUUUGGACAGGCCGUUUCAUUGGUGUUUUUCACAGAGAACUGGAAGCCAGACAGCUAUUAUGAUCGGAUAAAGGAAAAUUCAGAACUGGGUUUGCACACGCUAGUGCUUCUGGAUAUCAAGGUCAAGGAGCAGAGUGAGGAGAACCUGGCGCGAGGGCGGAAAAUAUACGAACCUCCACGAUACAUGUCGAUCCCGUUAGCGGUGGACCAAUUGCUCUACACAGAAACGCAGCGCCAGCAACGGGUUCUUUCAGCCAAAGAAACUCUGGCAAUUGGGAUGUCCAGAGUGGGCUCAUCAAAGCAACGCAUUGUCGCUGGAACGCUGGAGGAGCUCCAAGGCGCUGGUGAUAUAUUUGGCCCCCCUUUACACUCCCUCGUAAUCGUCGGGAAGAGGUUGCACCCACUCGAAGUUGAUUAUGCAGAAGAAUCAGCGAUCAACAAGGCCGAAUGGAGGCGAGUUGCUCAACAAGUGUAUGGGUGUCGGCUUGACGAAUGA